Salvelinus namaycush (lake trout) is the source of this 3054-nucleotide messenger RNA. RefSeq names its product mothers against decapentaplegic homolog 1-like. Bases 136 to 1560 code for a protein of 474 amino acids. Gene Ontology annotation, biological process: anatomical structure morphogenesis; regulation of transcription by RNA polymerase II; BMP signaling pathway. Lineage: Eukaryota; Metazoa; Chordata; Actinopteri; Salmoniformes; Salmonidae. The record is from RefSeq and is a predicted model, not a curated record. Gene Ontology annotation, cellular component: heteromeric SMAD protein complex. Gene Ontology annotation, molecular function: DNA-binding transcription factor activity, RNA polymerase II-specific; I-SMAD binding; RNA polymerase II cis-regulatory region sequence-specific DNA binding. The transcript is spliced from 8 exons.
GAGCACCGUACCCGUGUGUGUGUGAGAGCACCGUACCCGUGUGUGUGAGAGCACCGUACCCGUGUAUUAGCGUGUACACCUAUAUUUGAGGAUAUUCUCCACAAAGGCCCCGCCCUUCCCUACGUCGUCAUCAAGAUGAACGUGACGUCACUCUUCUCCUUCACCAGCCCAGCGGUGAAGAGGCUGUUGGGAUGGAAACAGGGGGAUGAGGAGGAGAAGUGGGCAGAGAAGGCUGUGGACGCCCUGGUGAAGAAACUGAAGAAGAGGAAGGGCGCGAUGGAGGAGCUGGAGAAGGCCCUCAGCUGCCCCGGACAGCCUAGCAAGUGUGUGACCAUCCCUCGGUCGUUGGACGGUCGUCUCCAGGUAUCCCAUCGUAAAGGUCUUCCCCACGUCAUCUACUGCAGAGUGUGGAGGUGGCCCGACCUACAGUCUCAUCACGAACUCAAGGCCUUGGAGUGCUGCCAAUUCCCCUUCACAGCCAAACAUAAAGAUGUCUGUAUCAACCCCUACCACUACAAGAGAGUGGACAGCCCUAUGCUGCCCCCUGUCCUGGUCCCUAGGAACAACGACCUCACAGCGAGGCCGGGGAUGCAGCCCCGUUACCAUGGUGCCAUCGACCAGAAUGAGCCUCUCAUGCCCCACAACGCCACUUUCCCAGAAUCCUUCCCUCCGGGCGGGGGCGGCAACGGAGGGUUGGCGUUCCCUUGUUCCCCUGGCAACAGCUUCCCCAGUUCGCCCGGCAGUGGGUCCAGCAGUAUCUCCGCGUUCCCCCACUCUCCACUUAGCUCCGACCCAGACAGCCCCUUCCACGUCCCGGCUGACACCCCGCCCCCAGCCUACAUGCCUUCAGAUGAUUGUCAGACUCAGGACUGUUCCCAGCCAAUGGAAACCAACCUCCUCGCCAUGCCAACCGGCCUGGAUACCAACAACAGGCCAGAUGUCCAGCCGGUAGCCUACGAGGAACCGAAACACUGGUGUUCUAUAGUGUACUAUGAGCUGAAUAACCGCGUGGGCGAGGCGUACCUGGCGUCAGACUCCAGUGUUCUGGUCGACGGCUUCACCGACCCGUCCAAUAACCGCAACCGCUUCUGCCUCGGCCUGCUGUCUAACGUGAACCGCAACUCCACCAUAGAGAACACGCGCAGGCACAUCGGCAAAGGUGUCCAUCUCUACUAUGUAGGUGGUGAGGUCUAUGCAGAGUGUCUGAGUGACACCAGUAUCUUCGUUCAGAGCCGUAACUGUAACUACCAUCAUGGUUUCCACCCCACCACGGUGUGUAAGAUCCCUAGUGGCUGCAGUCUGAAGAUCUUUAACAACCAGGAAUUUGCCCAGCUACUGGCCCAGUCAGUGAACCAUGGCUUUGAGGCUGUUUACGAGCUCACCAAGAUGUGUACCAUACGCAUGAGCUUCGUCAAGGGUUGGGGUGCAGAGUACCAUCGCCAGGACGUGACCAGCACCCCCUGCUGGAUAGAGGUGCACCUGCAUGGCCCUCUACAGUGGCUGGACAAAGUCCUCACACAGAUGGGCUCUCCCCAUAACCCCAUAUCCUCCGUGUCCUAAGCCUCUCGACGUUGUAAGACAUGUCCAAGGGAGAGGGAGAGGCUGGAGAUCUAUUGUUACGAUGCCUCUGGAGGUUGUCUGGGCUGCGGAGUGUAGCGAGCAGACAGAGGGAGAGAGAGACUCCAAGGGCAUCUCCGCUACAGCCAAGACUAGCUAGCUUGUAGCAACCACAAUGUUAUUCAUCAUUCCAUAUUACCAUACCUGUCUUGACUGGAGUAGCCUAGAGAAGCUAGUCAGCUAUGGAUAGCUAGGCUAAUUGAGGCCACAUGCUGUUUCUCCCCAACCCCAUUCAGAUGAGAAAACAUCAGCCUACCUGGUGGUUACUCCAACCCCAUUCAGAUGAGAAAACAUCAGCCUAUCUGUUGGUUACUCCAACCCCAUUUUGCUAACUUUUGAGUUCCCAUAUGUUAUUCCAUCUUGCAUUAGUGACCUCACUCCACUUGUGUCACAUUGAGCCUCUUUGAUUGGCCAACAUAACAACACGCUACACAGUAAAGGCUACCGGUCUUUUUACGGGACCACGUCAUAAAAACUUUCUAGACCAAGUUUGUUUUAUUACAUGAAUAAUCUGACAUUUAAUGGUAUAUCCUUGUAUGUAACAAUGUCACAUGGAUAAUUUAAUUUACCAUUACCAAGCUGGACAAUCAGGACUGAGGGAUUAUCUGGCCUCAAUCAGGACCGAGACAUCUGUGAUCGGCUAGCUCUGCCUGGCCUCAAUCGGGACCGAGACAUCUGUGAUCGGCUAGCUCUGCCUGGCCUCAAUCGGGACCGAGACAUCUGUGAUCGGCUAGCUCUGCCUGGCCUCAAUCGGGACCGAGACAUCAUCUGUGAUCGGCUAGCUCUGCCUGGCCUCAAUCGGGACCGAGACAUCAUCUGUGAUCGGCUAGCUCUGCCUGGCCUCAAUCGGGACUGAGACAUCAUCUGUGAUCGGCUAGCUCUGCCUGGCCUCAAUCAGGACCGAGACAUCUGUGAUCGGCUAGCUCUGCCUGGCCUCAAUCGGGACCGAGACAUCAUCUGUGAUCGGCUAGCUCUGCCUGGCCUCAAUCGGGACCGAGACAUCAUCUGUGAUCGGCUAGCUCUGCCUGGCCUCAAUCGGGACCGAGACAUCAUCUGUGAUUGGCUAGCACUGCCUGGCCAGCCAGGACAAUCGUGGAAUCUUUUCUCAAUUGGAUUUUCUCAACUCCUAUGUCCUCUCCCCUCCUUUGUAAAAGGUCAAAGGGGUAAUCAAGAGGCGUCGAGGAGAGGGAACAUGGGACGAAAAUGCGCUUGUAUGAAAUGAGACUCCUAGUCCACUCGCAUGUCAUCAGGCAAAUGACUUGGAUCCCAAUUAAAAAUAUGUAAAGUGAUCAGAACAAAUGAUGUUAGUUAUGCAGUACAUGUUCUAGAUAAAAUUAGAAGUAGUAUAUUGUUUUUAAACAGAUGCAUGUUUUUCUCCUGUGACAAAACAAAAGCUGAUUCAAAUGGAGGGGGGAGAGGGGGGGGGGGGGGGGUGUU